This is a messenger RNA of Gaeumannomyces tritici R3-111a-1, 1815 nucleotides long. RefSeq lists its product as hypothetical. Bases 1 to 1815 code for a protein of 604 amino acids. NCBI's taxonomy places the organism in Eukaryota, Fungi, Ascomycota, Sordariomycetes, Magnaporthales, Magnaporthaceae. The transcript is spliced from 6 exons. The record is from RefSeq and is a predicted model, not a curated record.
AUGCUGCCAGCUCCCGCCGCGCCCAGCUUCCUGUCUCCCGCCCUUCUUUCCUACCACCCGGGGCCUGCCAUUAGCCACCACCAGGCCCACCCUCAAGUCAUGCCGUGUGACCCCAGCCCGUGGGACUGCGCCCAUGCGGAGCGCCUGGCCUCUCCCUCGACGUGGUGCACUGUCAGGUCCCCGCCACACCUUGGCCAUGACGUUGGGGGCCCCCAGUCCUUAUCGCACCAUAUUUAUGUGCCAGCCCUAGUUCCUGCCGCCGCCGGUUCCCUGCCUGGCCCACCCGUCUCUGGUACCGACCUCGCCGGCAUUGGGGUCGGCCCCGGAGCUGCCAAAAGCGACGACAGUGGCGAGCUGCGGCUUGCUGUACCUCCACCCCUGCACGGAGGGGUCGCGCCAAUACAUCUGGUUGGGCCCGCGGUUAGCGGCGUGAUUUCCUCCUUUCCGGCCGACCUGUCCGGCUACGACCUGUCGGCCUUCCCUGCGCAAGGACACUUUGUUCCGCCCGCUCCCAUUGGCCCGGAGCCGCUACAGCGUCCCCCCGAACCGCUACCGGAUUCUAGCUGGCAAUCCGACUAUGCUUGGCGCUCCACGCAUGUGAGCUUUACAGACCCUUUAGACUGCCCUUCGGGUUAUCAGCCGCAUAGUCCCUCCGGAAAUGUCACGACACACGAGUCUUCACAUGUUGCCCAACCCGCCAGAAGUAAUAUCGUCCCCGCACGGCCUCAGAAGGCUAUCGCGCCCUUGUCUAGUCUCGACAAGUCCCAGGCGUCUCCUGCCUUUGCUGCCACUUCCGGACCUUCUCGCUAUAGCCAAAAUCGCCAGAAGAUGGAGCCAUACAUGUCCCGGUUGCAAAAGGGACCCUGUGGUAUCGGUGGUGUUGGGACUGGCGGCCCUAACGGUGGUCGUCCUGCCUGCAAGACUUGCCGAGAUAGGCAGGAGAGAAAUACGAAUCCGGAGCUUGUAGUCCUGUGCUACAGACUGGAUCUCAAGGACUGCUGCGUGUUCAGGAGAGGCAAGCAAGCCCUGUCCUCAUCCCCACUCCAUCGGGUGGAAGGCAGGGAGACAAUGUGCUGGGAUCCUUCGAAUGCGGGGAUCACAUCGCUCCAGGUCAAGAUGACGGGCCUAAUUGGGUCAAAGCCCCUCGAGGUACAGUGCCGCUCGUUUCGCCAGGUGGGUUGCGACCGCCUUGGGAAGAACAUCGGAGGCUCAACCCCCGGCGAGGUCUGGACGCUCCCACCUUUGGCCGCCACACGCUUUGCAGAAAUCAGAAGAGCUCUGGAGGAGGACUCCCUCGGCUGGUGUGUUGGCUUCAUCAGCGCGCUCCGAAGCCCCCAUCUUAACCGGAACGCUCAAACGCUCGCUGAAUGGCUUUAUGUGGCGCGGCAGUACGCGCUCUGGACGGGGGCGAACCUCGCCCACGUCGAGAGGGGUCUAACGGGCGAAGAGACACUGAACAUCAGACAGGUGCAGGACGAGGGGUCGGCACUCAACGGCCUCGUCCCCAUCCCUCCGAUGCUCGACCUCCAGAUCGACACGGUAAUCAUCAGGUGGAUGUGUGUGGUGCAGGAUGAUUUGAUGAAGGAUGUCUUCAAAAAGAUCCGUGAUAAGAACAAGCAGCACUUUCUGGACAUAUUCCUCGCCAUUUUCGUGCUUUGCUGCACGGCCGAGUGUGUAGCACGCGAGCAGGAGGAGUUCGUCAAGGAAUAUGCAGCAUCCGGGGCGAGUCUCACUGUCUCCCACUUCCAAGACGGCAUGGGCUCGGGCCCCCAAACCCCCUAUCUGGCAGCGCGCGAGAAGCUAACCUCGAGAUGA